GGCGAUUAAACUGUAACUUCGUGACGAAAAAAAAAUGUGGUAAAUGCCAAAAUGCACGCGUUUUGUUUAAAAUAAGGAAACAGCUCGCCGUUAUAAUUCGGCUUUGUAUUGACCUAUGAUAACUUUUCUCGGAGAUAUUGUAUAAUAAACAGUAGAGAUUAAUUCAUUAGCUUUUAAAUUACAUUGAGUAAAGUUCAGUUUUAACAUUUUUUAAAAGGCAAUCGGUGCCAUUUGUGCCAUUGGUGGAUUUCGCGUAAUUUGUGCCGGGAGCACGGGACCAAAAUUUCGUCCACUUUUUGCCAUGGUCAACCUCGAUCGUGGCCGUUUUAAAUAUUUAAAUUUCGCGCUUGCAACUUCUUGACGUAGAAAUAUCUAGACGAUUAGUUAUUGAUAACCUAAUGAGAACGUCUGUUGAUUUCACAUACAAUCCACGAGGUUCUCUGUAUAUGCAGUGUUACUUGCUGAAAACUAUGGCGGUUUUUAUUAGUUGUGUUUUCUGCCUGCUGUUUGUGAUGAUUCAGGCAAUCAUCAUCUCCAUAUGUACACCUCUCACUCCAACACCGUCUAGUCUGGAAAGUGUUACGUCACCUUGCAGUUCCAGAUCCAGUAGAAAAGACUUAAUUCUGUUGUCGCAGGGAUUAACCGGCAUACCAAAAGGAAGUGAAGAGAUAGAAACCCUCGACGUAUCUUACAACCACAUUCAACACCUACCUGGCUAUAUAUUUUGGAACAACAGCUACAUAAACGUCAAAAAGCUAUCUCUGCAACAAAAUCGAAUAUCAAACGUCAGCGUAGACGCCUUUCAGGGCGUUCGGACAGUACACGAGAUCGACCUCUCUGAUAACAUGAUAACAUCAAUCGAUCCUUACACGUUCAAUUCAAACACCCACCUACAAAAAAUGGUAAUAAUGAACAAUCGACUACGAUUCGAUCGUCUCCAAACGUUCAUCCUGUCCACCUCCAUACAGUAUUUAGUGCUAUCAAACAAUCAGAUCGAUCAAAUUUACGAAGUGACCUUCUUAGGGGUGCCUAACCUGAGGAGUUUAGUGCUGAACGAUAACGAAGUGCAUCAGAUCGCCACGAACAGUUUUAGGGCGUUAAAUAAAUUACAUUAUUUAUCUUUGGCAAAUACAGGUGUUUAUCGUCUCGCCGAGUCUAUGUUUAAACAUAUUCCGGGCAUUGUAAACUUAGAAGGGACGCCCUUAAGUUUACGAUUCGAGCCGCCCCUUAAAAAGGUAACGGGACAGUCCGUAACGCAACUGGUCGAGCUUUUAAACGCGAUGCCGGAAUCUGGCGAGGAUUUAAGCAAAUUGUGAGUGGUUCUCUCGAGUUUAAUUUGGAUUUUCGCCGAGAAUGUGAGAAUUGACGACUGAAAAUUCGAAGAGGAAACUAUUGUGUAAGAUUAGGGCCGUAAAAGGAGGCCCCGACCGAAGUGUUUGUGAAGUUGAAGUGCACCGACUGAUUAGAGUAUAGCGUCCAAAAUAAUCAAUCAACCAAAUGCAUCUAUUGACUCGUUGAUUUUUCCACUGUAAGCCAUGGUUAUCCAUUUAACGAGAUCUUAAUUUGGUAAUCGAAGUACGUGCAAUUUAUUAAGUUGUUGCUCUACUGACCUUUCGAUCUGUUCCAUCGAUAAGAGCGACAACCCCAGCAUGGAACGGUGAUUGCAUGCAAUUUGGGGCGAUAAUUGUGAUAAAUAUUCGGCACUAUCUUUAACGUGAUUUACAUUUCAUUACAACUAGUUUAUUUGAAUGAUAUUUGCGCCAAAAGAUUAUAACUUAUGACUCUCCACUACCCUUUUUCCGCGGCCAAUGUAGGAAGAUCUUGCAGUGGAAAACUUUGUCUCCCUCCAUCGAAAUCAAAUUUUUUCUUGUAUCAAGAAGUCCGCUAUAAAUGAAACUUUGUCAAUAUUUCAAUUAUUGGAAAUAUUAACAAAUUCGAGUGAAUAGAUGAUGAUUAUGUCAGUAUUUUCGAAACUUUUUUCAUCAAAAAUUGAAUAUCAAAAAAUAUCGAAGUGUUGAUUGUUUAUUGCCAAAGAUAAGACACGUGUUUUGUUUAUUUGUGGCGUCCAUCUAAGUUUAGAAGUCAAGAUUAUUGUUGAUAGCAGUUUCGACACGUGUAAAUAAUAGUAAAUAUUAUUUAAAGAAAAACCCAGAGGGUUUUUGUUGUAGAUUUCAUAUUUUCAAGCUUGCUGCUUUCUAAUGCUAUUUAUGUGCAAAGUACAGCAUUAAGGAUAUUUUGCAUGCAAGCAGUUCAUGUGUCACAUCCUUUAAAUGUAGCCAGGUGAAUAUUAAGCCAAGUUUGCAUGUUAUUAAUGCGUCUUUCCUGUAUAGAUUUUUUAUCAAUAUGCAAACUGCGUUCUAGUCGUUGCAUAACACCUAAGAGAUUUUUUUUUCAUUUAAUGUAUGCACGUAAUUGUUUAUUCGCAUAUGCAGUUACUUAAGUUAAUUAAUAUUCUUGGUGGUUAUUACUACUGAAAAAGCCGACGAUCAUUGUUCAUUCGUGCGCUUCCCUGUAAAUAUUUGACUUUUUCAUCUUUCGUGCAUAAUUAAUUUUAGGAAUGUUUGUACCUGACCUUAAUUUUAAGUGAAAUUUUGUAAAUAGUUAUUUAUAGACUGUAUCAAAUAGUAGAUGUAGAAACAAAC
Photinus pyralis (common eastern firefly) is the source of this 2642-nucleotide messenger RNA. Its product is annotated as relaxin receptor 1-like. Gene Ontology annotation, molecular function: protein binding. Gene Ontology annotation, cellular component: extracellular matrix. Lineage: Eukaryota; Metazoa; Arthropoda; Insecta; Coleoptera; Lampyridae. Bases 399 to 1316 code for a protein of 305 amino acids. The record is from RefSeq and is a predicted model, not a curated record. The transcript has 2 exons.